Alosa sapidissima (American shad) is the source of this 2013-nucleotide messenger RNA. RefSeq names its product solute carrier family 30 member 7 (gene slc30a7). Gene Ontology annotation, cellular component: membrane; Golgi apparatus. The transcript is spliced from 12 exons. Gene Ontology annotation, molecular function: zinc ion transmembrane transporter activity. Gene Ontology annotation, biological process: intracellular zinc ion homeostasis; zinc ion transport; transmembrane transport. Lineage: Eukaryota; Metazoa; Chordata; Actinopteri; Clupeiformes; Clupeidae. The record is from RefSeq and is a predicted model, not a curated record. The coding region runs from base 92 to 1240 and encodes 382 amino acids.
UUUUUCACCAGCAACUGACUGACUGAAGUUGAGAAAGCCCCGUGUACUGUACGUUACUGGGGGAUUUCAGUGGGUGUAGGUGUGGGUAAAAAUGUUACCCUUAUCAAUUAAAGAUGACGAAUAUAAGCCUACAAAAUUCAACCUCGUCGCCAAGAUUUCAGGAUGGUUUCGAUCAAUUCUCGCGGACAAAACCUCUCGGAACCUGUUCUUCUUCCUCUGUCUGAACCUGUCAUUUGCCUUUGUGGAGCUACUCUACGGCAUCUGGAGUAACAGUUUGGGCCUCAUCUCCGACUCCUUCCACAUGUUCUUUGACUGCACGGCUCUCCUGGCCGGCCUAGCAGCUUCAGUCAUCUCACGGUGGAGAGCCAACGACUCCUUCUCUUACGGGUACGUGAGAGCAGAGGUGCUGGCCGGGUUUGUCAACGGCCUCUUUCUCAUCUUCACCGCAUUCUUCAUCUUCUCUGAGGGAGUUGAGCGUGCUCUGGAGCCGCCUGAUGUCCAUCACGAUCGGCUGCUCCCCGUCUCCAUCGCCGGGCUGCUGGUCAACCUGGUGGGCAUCUUCGUGUUCCAGCACGGGGGGCAUGGCCACUCACAUGGCGGAGAGGGUCACGGCCAUAGCCACUCCCUCUUCAACGGCAGCGCAGGCCACGCCCACAGCCAUGGUGGCCAAGGGCAUGGGCACAGCCACGGCGGGCAUGGGCACGACCACGGGCACUCCCACGGGCAUGGAGGCCACGGGCACUCCCACGAGGAGCCCUGUCAUGACGACCACAGUCUGGACACUGGCAAGGUCUCCAGCAAACAGAUCCUGGAUGGAGUCUUUUUACAUAUUGUGGCGGACACUCUGGGAAGUAUUGGAGUGAUCAUCUCGGCGCUCCUAAUGCAAAAGUACGACCUGAUGAUCGCAGAUCCCAUCUGCUCCAUGCUCAUCUCCAUACUCAUCGGAGUCAGUGUGGUGCCUCUGCUGAGGGACUGCAUCGGGAUUCUCAUGCAGCGCACCCCCCCCUCCCUGGACCACGCGCUGCCAGAGUGCUACCAGCGGGUGCAGCAGCUGCAGGGUGUGUAUAAUCUGCAGGAGCCCCAUUUCUGGACGCUGUGUACGGACGUCUACAUCGGAACCCUCAAGUUGCUAGUGGCACCCGACGCCGACGCAAAAUGGAUCCUGAGCCAGACACACAACAUCUUCACACAGGCUGGCGUGAGACAGCUCUACGUUCAGAUUGACGUCGCAGCCAUGUAGAGGAAACAUGAAGGUCGUGUGUGUGUGUGUGUUCGCUCCCUGCUGGGAGUGAAGGGACCAAAGCCCCGCUGCUCUGUGGGGGGUGGGGGGGUGUGGGACAGGGGCGCACUCACCCCCCCCCACCCCCCCAAUCUGGCCUUUCUCUUGUGGCCCCCCCAGGACCACGGCCCUGUGCCCCCUGCCAACGCCGAAUGGACCUCUCGGUCUCAUCCACCGCCCCCCCCCCCCCCCAACCCCCCCCCACUUGACAGUGGGAUUUCCUCCUGUUUUUCUUAUUUUUAGUCUGAUUUUGUAGUUGUACCAAUGGAGUGUUUAUUUGAUCUGUGUGUAAUCAAAGUGUGUGCGUGUGUGUGUGUGUGUGUGUCAGGCAGGACAGUAUGAAGUGUGUUUUCUGCCCUAAGUUGCAUCAGGGUGGAAUGUGUGUGUGAGUGAGAGAGAGAGUGUGGCUCCUCUUGCAGACAGGAGCCAGUCUUUGACUCUGGGGCUCUUAAGUGCCUUGAUUCCAAUUACAUUAUGGACAAUCUGUAUAAUGACAUUGUUUCCUCCUGUGAGAUGACAUCACUUCCUCCCAUCCCAUGACGUGGGCAUGUGUGUGUUUUGUGUUGAGGACUUUCAGUCGACUCCAGCUGAGAUCGCAGCCUGUGGACACUGGACCUCGACAUUCAAAUAUCCUGUCUCAUCAUGUUCUUUUGACACCAGCCUCAUUGACCUGUGUGUGUGUGUGUGUGUGUGUGUGAGUGUGUGUGUGUGUGAGUGUGUGUGUGUGUGUGUGU